Chaetomium globosum CBS 148.51 is the source of this 1761-nucleotide messenger RNA. RefSeq lists its product as uncharacterized. The transcript has 3 exons. Bases 1 to 1761 code for a protein of 586 amino acids. NCBI's taxonomy places the organism in Eukaryota, Fungi, Ascomycota, Sordariomycetes, Sordariales, Chaetomiaceae. Gene Ontology annotation, cellular component: endoplasmic reticulum; membrane. Gene Ontology annotation, biological process: transmembrane transport. The record is from RefSeq and is a predicted model, not a curated record.
AUGGGUUUACUCGACAUACGCGCGCCGACUUCGUUGCGGCUUGCUUGGGGCGACUCUUGGGACCCUACGUCAGUAACGGCCUCCUCACCCUUCGUCAUCUUUAAGAAACCGCAAGAAGCGCAUCCAUCCAUCGACAAUCUUGUUCUCCUCGUCUUUGGCGCCGUUUUGGAAGUCGUUUGCGUCAGCUUGCCUGGUUACAUCAUCGCGCGCUUGGGCCAUUUCGAUGCCGACAAGCAAAAGUUUCUUGCCAACCUCAAUGUUAUGCUAUUUACGCCAUGCCUGAUUUUCACGAAGCUUGCAUCCCAGUUGAACGCCGAUAAACUCCUCGACCUCGGCAUCAUCCCCAUCAUCUUCGUCAUCCAAACAUUUGUCUCGUAUCUCGUCUCCCGAAUUGUGGCAAGAUGCUUCGGUUUCAACAAACGGGCCUCCAACUUCGUCACGGCCAUGGGCGUGUUUGGCAACUCCAACUCGCUGCCCAUCUCUCUAGUCAUCUCGCUCGCCCAGACGUUGAAAGGGCUACACUGGGACAGGAUACCGGGUGACAAUGACGACGAAGUGGCUGCGAGGGGUAUUCUCUACCUGUUGGUUUUCCAGCAACUCGGACAGCUGGUCAGAUGGAGCUGGGGGUACCAUGUGCUGCUGGCUCCCAAGUCAAAGUACCCAGAGUACACCAAUGAGACCGUUGAGGAGGGCCGCUAUCACGACGAGGAUGCGGAGGAUGACAAUGAACCGCACGGUUUAAUCGAAGGCGUCGAUAUCCUACAUGAGUCCGAAGACCAUGACUACGACCGGCCCUCAAGCCCGACACACACUGACGAUUCCGGGACCCACUACGAGCCGGCCGGUCGAACCCCUGUCGGGGGGUCUUCAGGGGCGUCGCCGAACGACUCGGAGGACGAUGAGCACGACGAGCCACGGAAAGGGAAAGGGAAGCCGGAUACGAACGGCCUCGGCCUGACCGGUCAUCUCCAAGGGCACGAAGACCUCGACAGGAGACUCUCCUUUCCGCACAUCCACAGUACCGACGAAUUUGAAGCGCCGCCGGGCAUCAAGGGUGUCCCCCUGCGGGUGCGACGAUUCGUCAGAAAGGCCGAGCUCAAGUAUUGGAGCUACCUCCAGACGACCGGCCGGCGCGCAUACGAUUCCCUCCCGCGCCCCGUCCAGGUCGGGCUCACGAAGCUCCACCACGCCUGGAAGCGCGUCUACCAGUUCCUCUGGGACUUCAUGAACCCGCCACUCUGGGCCAUGCUCAUCGCCGUCUUUAUCGCCUCGGUCCCCGACCUGCAGGCCCUCUUCUUCCGCGAGGGCUCCUUCAUCAAGACGUCGGUCACCAGCGCCAUCAGCUCGUCGGCUGGCGUCGCCGUGCCGCUCAUCCUGGUCGUGCUGGGCGCCAACCUGGCCCGCAACACGCAGGCGCGCGAUGACGAGGUCGAGCCCGAGGAGCGCGAGAUCGGCACGCGCCUGCUCGUCGCCAGCCUCGUCAGCCGCAUGCUGCUGCCCACCCUGGUCAUGGCCCCCAUCCUGGCCCUCUUCGCCAAGUUCGUCCCCGUCAGCAUCCUCGACGACCCCAUCUUUGUCAUCGUCUGCUUCCUCCUCACCGGCGCCCCCAGCGCCCUCCAGCUGGCGCAGAUCUGCCAGAUCAACAAUGUGUACGAGACGAUCAUGGGGCGUAUCCUGUUUCAGAGCUAUGUCGUUUGGAUCCUACCGUCGACGCUCAUUCUUGUUAUGUGUGCGUUGGAGGUAGUGGAGUGGGCUAAGUGA